This is a messenger RNA of Trametes versicolor FP-101664 SS1, 1718 nucleotides long. Its product is annotated as UDP-Glycosyltransferase/glycogen phosphorylase. The coding region runs from base 1 to 1539 and encodes 512 amino acids. Gene Ontology annotation, molecular function: UDP-glycosyltransferase activity. The record is from RefSeq and is a predicted model, not a curated record. The transcript is spliced from 12 exons. NCBI's taxonomy places the organism in Eukaryota, Fungi, Basidiomycota, Agaricomycetes, Polyporales, Polyporaceae.
AUGAACGUCCUGGGACCAAAGCACAUCAUCCUGUUCCCCGUGCACGUGUGGGGCCACACGCGUCCCAUGAGCACACUCGCCGCUCGCCUCGUCCAACUCGGGUCUAUCACAGUCACGUUCUUCGUGGCCGCGAAGCUCUUCGAACGCGUCAAGGCCGAGAUAGCGCGCGACGUCGAGACGGAUGUGCAGCAUGCCCGCCUAGCAAACAUCCGGUUCGUCGUGAUCGAGCAGGGCGAUAACCCGUUCGACCCCGAGGUGCUCGAACAGUCGUUCAUGUCUGUUUGGAGCGCGCUUCUCGAUGGCCGCGCCAUCACUUACACGUCGAUGAACGGGACCGAAUUCCAGUGGGAGCUCUCGACGUCGCCCCCAGACGUCAUAGUAAUCGACAUAUUCGGUGCAGGUCUGUUCAGGACGUUCUACGAGCAGCGUCGGAGCUGGACGUUGCCGCGCCCCUUGAAGAUCUACUCUUGGCUCCCCGUCACGACCAGCUGCGCCCUCGUGCUGUGGCAGCAGAACAUGAUACCCAUCGCGGAAGCUAUGGUCGCUCGCGAGAGUAUGACAUUCGACGACGCUGCUCAUGAUCUAAUGUGGACGCCGAAAGGCAAAGUCAUAACGACGCCGUGCCUCCCGCCGCUCUAUGACUACGAAUUGCAUCCGCAAGCGAUGCCUCUCCCACCGAAGUAUUCCGGGAGCCUGUUCGUCCAAACUGGCUGGAUAUUGGAGAACACAGACGGCGCGAUCACGUUCGACGCAGCUGACUACCAUCCUACGGCAACCACUGCAAUGCGCGAUUGGUUCGGGCAGACAUCGCGUCCGUUCUGUUAUGCCGGACCUCUCGUCCCGCCCAGCGCCGGUCAGGGCUGCUCGUCGCCCGACACGACUUCAGAGCCGGCUACCAAAUUCCUCGACGAUAUGCUUGCUCGCGGCGGCAAGAACUCCGUUGUGUAUGUCUCGUUCGGAUCUAUGCUCUGGCCGUCCGAUCCCGCAAAGCUCGACGCUGUCCUCGACGUUCUCAUGUCCAGGCGUAUACCGAUAGUAAUGAGCCAGCCCCCUGCCUCAACGCGGCUGCUAGACGACACCCGGCGAAAACUGGCGGAAUACGAAAGCGCGUUCUGCGCCGACUGGAUUCCCCAGCAAGCAGUCCUCAAUCACCCAGCUGUCGGAUGGUGCCUGACGCACGGUGGGCACAACUCCGUGCUAGAGUGCGUUCUGGCGGGCGUUCCCAUGAUCGUUUGGCCGAUCGUCAUGGACCAGCCUCCAAACGCCGUGCACCUCGUCGACAACCUCGACGUCGCCUACGAGCUUGUGGAGGUGCGCCAUGGCAGUGGGCUCAGCACGAUUUACCGCACGGGAAAGACCCCGAACGGAUCUAUCAACGCCGUCAAGGCUGAGAUCGGAGACGUGCUCGACCGCGCGUUCGGCAAAGAUGGUGAGGAGAAACGCGCGAGACUGAAGGCGCGCAAAACAACCCUGGAGGGUGCGUGGAAGGAGGACGGGGCCGCGCGGCGCGAUGUGCUCCAGCUUCUAGAGCGCAUUUGAGGUGCGUAUCAAGGCACCCCGCAAUGAAGACGCACCCCGAACUCCUCGAGAGCCCCGUCUAUACACGAGCGCUUCUUGCUCACCCUACGCCAUUCCGCGGUCUGUACGCCCCUUUGUCGGAGUGCUCAACCUGCUUCCUUGCACGUUCCGACAUGGGUGAACAAAGUUGUAUCACUUUC